Molecule: messenger RNA, 1326 nt
Organism: Stylonychia lemnae
Lineage: Eukaryota; Ciliophora; Spirotrichea; Sporadotrichida; Oxytrichidae
Source: the annotation of a GenBank genome assembly
AUGACAUUAAAUUUUUAGAACAAGAUAGUAUUUCCAGCACCAGAAAGUUCAUACACCACAGAAUCUUCACUUGGUUAAGUCAUCUAUAUACCCAGGGACAUUUUAUAAAAAUCAUAAUUUGAAAAUAAUGAUUUACCAAUGAUAGAGCAAGAUGACUCAGUGUUAAAAUUAGAAGAGUAAAAACAAGAGAUGCUAUCAUCGUAAUCAGUCCUGGUAGGUUCAUCAUUUAAGCCAAACCAUGAUGAUGGUGAUCUUAUUAAAACAAGUUCAAAUACUAACAAUAGCUUUAGUGAUGAAGAGUAAAAACUAGGGAGAUCUAUGAAAAAAUCAUUUUCAACCAAAGCUUUUUUUUCAUCAAUAUUUUCAAGAUCACAGAAGCAGGAAAAAAAAGAGGAGUAUAUACCGUGUCUCUAUAUACCUAAUGAAUUCGGUGCUAAAAAGAUGGUCAUUUAUUUCCAUGGCAAUGCAGAAGAUAUUGGUUACGCUUUUGAAAUAAUGUAUUCAUUCGGUGCACAUACUAAGAUGCAUGUAUUGUGCGUUGAAUAUCCGGGCUAUGGUUUAUACUAGACAGCUGUAUCAAAUGAAAAUUAGAUUAGAGAGGAUUCUCUGAUAAUAUAUGAUUAUUUGGUAAAACAUGUCGGAAUAAGUCCAAUUGACAUUAUGGCAUUUGGAAGGUCUUUGGGUAGCGGACCAGCAACAUAUUUAGCUUCCUAAAGAGAAAUAUAUGCUCUAUAUCUCAUGUCAGCAUACACAUCAAUAAAAGAUGUUUCAAAAUCACUUCUAGGAAAGCUAUCAUUCUUUCUAACUCCGAUAGUAUAUGAGAGGUUUAGGAAUAUCGAUACUAUUAAGGACGUAAAAUGUCCAGUUUUUUUUCUACAUGGUCUCAAGGACACUCUUAUACCUUACAAUCAUGCAUAGGAACUAAAAAGAAAUUGUCAAACUAUAAGCUAGUUAUGGUUACCAGAUGAUAUGGAUCAUAAUAAUUUUGAUUUUCAAGAAGAUUUGGUAGUACCUUUCGUACAAUUUAUGACUGUCAUUGAUAAAACGAUAGAGGAUUAAUAAUCAUUAAAUUACAAUGGUGUUGAUCUUAAUGGUGAAACUUAAGCCCCCUCCACAAGGAAUGAUUGGGGUUCCACUAAAACUUAUCCUGAAAGAAUUCAGAUAGAUGCGAGCUGCCUUCGAUUAGUGGAGGGAUCUGCUGACACUUUUGAAAUUCUAUUUGAUGCGAAAUUAUAUCUCCCACCAUAGAUUCUAAUUGAUCUUGAGAAAAAGGCAAUUUUUGAAAAGCAAUAGUAGUUAUAGUAAUAAAUGUAGAAAAAAAAAUGA